Molecule: messenger RNA, 979 nt
Organism: Spea bombifrons (plains spadefoot toad)
Lineage: Eukaryota; Metazoa; Chordata; Amphibia; Anura; Pelobatidae
Product: chymotrypsin-C-like
Exons: 8
Coding region: 39-842 (267 amino acids)
Biological process (GO): proteolysis
Molecular function (GO): serine-type endopeptidase activity
Source: RefSeq, a predicted model, not a curated record
AGUCGUACGGUGAAGCUAGAAAAUUCUGAGAAAUCACAAUGUUCAGGUUUGUGCUGCUCGCGAUCUUCCUGGGCUACGCCUACAGCUGCGGUGUCCCCGCUUACCAGCCCAACCUAUCCAGGGUGGUCAACGGGGAAGAUGUGAGACCAAACAGUUGGCCAUGGCAGAUCUCACUCCAGUAUCAAGGCACCAGCGGCUGGGGCCACACCUGUGGAGGAACCCUCAUUGCUGAUAACUGGGUGCUAACUGCCGCUCACUGCAUCAGCUCCACCAGAACAUAUAGAGUUUACCUGGGAAAACACAACCUGAAGAAUGAGGAGGAGGGCUCCAUCGCUAUUUCACCCGAAAAAAUCAUUGUGCACGAGAACUGGAAUUCUUUCCUCAUUAUCAAUGACAUCGCCCUGAUUAAGCUUUCACAGCCAGUGGAAGUGAGCGACAAAAUCCAGCCAGCCUGCCUGCCCGCCGAGGGAGCCAUCUUGGCAAAUGACUUCCCCUGCUACGUUACUGGAUGGGGACGCCUGUACACCAAUGGACCAAUCGCUGAUAACCUGCAGCAAGCCCUUCUGCCUGUGGUUGACCAUGCUACCUGCACUCAGCGUGACUGGUGGGGAUCCCAGGUCAAGACAACCAUGGUCUGUGCUGGAGGUGACGGUGUUGUCUCCGGCUGCAACGGAGAUUCCGGCGGUCCUCUGAACUGCCAGGCAGCCAGUGGAAGCUGGGAAGUCCACGGUAUUGUGAGUUUCGGCUCCGGUAUCAGCUGUAACUACAUCAAGAAACCCACCGUUUUCACCCGUGUGUCCGCUUACAAUAGCUGGAUUAGCCAGAAAAUCGCCAGCAACUAAAUACGAUUCGGAAGAUGUGAUUCCCGUUGCCCUGUCUCCACGACAGGACGUGGAAGACAUGCGUUCUUUAUAUCAUCUGUAACAUCCUGAACAAAUUAAAUAUGUUUUUAUUUCAAUAAAACAAGUCGUCAAUGAAA